AUGGCGGUGGCCGAAGCAAAGGGUCGAGACGGUCCAGACUUCUCUGUGCUGCCCGAAGGGUGCAUCGCCACCGUCGUCUCCUUCACGAGCCCCCCCGACGCGUGCAGGCUCGCGUCCGUCUCGUCCAUUUUCAAGUCAGCGUGCGAUUCCGACGCGGUCUGGGCGUCGUUCUUGCCGCCGGACUGGCGCCCGAUGGUCUCACGGAGCGCUUCAUCGCUGAAGGAGCUCUACUUCAGCCUCUGCGACGACCCAGUUCUGGUCGGCGAUGGCAAAAUGAGCUUUUCGCUGGACAGACACAAUGGGAAGAAAUGUAUUAUUCUAUCUGCGAGGGCCCUCUCUAUAACCGGGAAUGAUAGACUUAUCAUGCGAUCUGAGAGAGCCCUGUCUAUAACAAGGGAUGAUACUCAGAGUUACUGGUCUUGGAAUCACAUGCCCAACUCCAGGUUUAGAGAAGUUGCUGAACUCAUCAAAGUAUCAUGGCUCGAAAUCAGAGGCACGAUUAGUUCUCGCAUGCUGUCGCCCAGAACCCUUUAUGCAGCGUAUUUAGUAUUCAAAUUUACCCACAAGCGUAAUGGAUUUCAAAUGCGGGCUUUCGAGGUUGGAGCUGGAUUUGCUGGUUAUGAAGUGGGUAAACGCUCUGUAUAUUUAUCCAGAACGAAGAGAUCGAGUCUGUGGUAUGGGAUCAACCGCCCUCCUGUCUAUAUUCCACUAGAAUCUGAUGAGGGGGAUGAUAGUUAUCCUAAAGAGAGACGAGAUGGGUGGUUAGAGAUAGAGUUAGGUGAGUUCUUGACGGAGGAUGGACAAGAUGGGGAGGUUGAAAUGAGUGUUGUGGAUGCGAAGGGUAAUAGAUGUUUGGUUGCGCUGGUUGUGGAAGGGAUCGAAAUUAGGCCCAAAGACGGGAAAUAA
Molecule: messenger RNA, 906 nt
Organism: Eucalyptus grandis
Lineage: Eukaryota; Viridiplantae; Streptophyta; Magnoliopsida; Myrtales; Myrtaceae
Product: F-box protein PP2-B10-like
Exons: 3
Coding region: 1-906 (301 amino acids)
Molecular function (GO): protein binding
Source: RefSeq, a predicted model, not a curated record